CCUCUGCCCCCUUCCUCCCAAGCCUUCGUUCUGCCUGUUUCGGGGGGAACAGGGCCCUCCUGGCCCAGCACCUGCUCCUCCUGAGCACCCUCCCCACCUGAAGGGCGCAGGAGUUUUCCACCAUGAGCUUUGCCCUGCUGGGUCUAAGCAUCCUGUUGGUCCACUGUGCGUCCUGUGAGGAGUCUCAAGAAAGCACCAUCUCCCCCUUAGCUUGGCGCUUCACACACCCUCUGUACAAUGUGACCAUCUACGAGAACUCUGCUCCCAAGACCUACGUGGAGAGCCCCGUGAAGAUGGGCGUGCACCUGGCGGACCCCCAGUGGGCAGUGAGGUACCGCAUCAUCUCAGGAGAUGUGGCCGGUGUCUUUAAGACCGAGGAAUACGUGGUGGGCAACUUCUGCUUCCUGAGGAUAAGGACCAAGAACAGCAACACAGCCCUCCUGAACAGGGAGGUGCGAGACAGCUACACACUGGUUGUCCAAGCCACAGACAAGAGCCUGGAGUUUGAAGCUCUGACCCACGUGGUAGUGCACAUCCUCGACCAGAACGACCUAAAACCGCUCUUCUCCCCGCCUUCAUACAGAGUGACCAUCUCUGAGGACAUGCCCCCAAAGAGCCCCAUCUGCAGAGUGACCGCCACCGACGCGGACCUGGGCCAGAACGCCGAGUUCUAUUACGCCCUUCACACCAGGUCAGAGGUGUUUGCCGUCCAUCCCACCAGCGGGGUGGUCACCAUAGCCAGGAAGUUGAAUGUCACCCGGCGAGGGAAGUAUGAGCUCCAAGUGUUGGCCGUGGACCGCAUGAGGAAGAUCUCCGAGGGCAACGGGUUUGGAAAUUUGGCAGCGCUGGUCGUUCAUGUGGAGCCUGCUCUCAAGAAGCCCCCUGCUAUUGUCUCGGUGGUCGUGACGCCACCAAAUGUCGAUGAUGGCGCCACCCAUGCCAUCAUCACGGUGGAUACAAAUGGCUCAGGAGCCGAGGUGGAUUCACUGGAGGUGGUUGGCGGCGACCCUGGAAAAUGCUUCAAAGCCAUCAAAUCCUAUGCCCGGAGCAACGAGUUCAGUCUGGUGGCAGUCAAGGAUAUUAACUGGGCGGAACAUCUCCAUGGCUUCAACCUCAGCCUCCAGGCCCGCAGUGGGAACAGACCUUCCUCCCACUCCCAUAUCAGGGCCUUCCACCUCCCACCCUCCACGCUGGCCUCCAUCAGGUUUGAAAAGGCUGUUUACCGAGUGCAGCUCAGCGAGUUCUCCCCUCCUGGAAGUCGUGUGGCCCUGGUGAAGGUCACCCCGAUCCUCCCCACCCUACGCUACGCUCUGAAGCCAUCUUCUGAGAGCACGAGCUUCAAGCUGAAUGUCCGCACAGGACUGAUCACCACAACGAAGGUCAUGGACUUCCACGACAGAGCCCAGUACCAGCUCCACAUCCGAACCUCCCUGGGCUCAGCCUCCACCACAGUUGUAGUUGACAUCGUGGACUGUAACAAUCACGCCCCUGUCUUCAACAGGUCUUCCUAUGAUGGGACCUUGGAUGAGAACAUUCCUCCAGGCACCAGCGUCCUGAUGGUGACAGCCACAGACCGGGAUCAUGGGGACAAUGGACAUGUCACCUAUUCCAUUGCUGGCCCCCAAACUGUGCCCUUCUCCAUCGAUCCUUACCUGGGGGUCAUCUUCACCACCAAAGUCAUGGACUAUGAGCUCAUGAAAAGAAUUUAUAUUUUCCGGGUACGGGCAUCAGACUGGGGAUCCCCUUUCCGCCAAGAGAAGGAAGUGUCCGUCUCACUGAGACUUAAGAACCUAAAUGACAACCAGCCUAUGUUUGAGGAGGUCAACUGCACAGUCUCUCUUAGCCAAGAUGCACCAGUCGGGAAAUCAAUAAUGACCUUGUCAGCCAUAGACGUGGAUGAACUUCAGAACCUGAAAUAUGAGAUCAUGUCUGGCAAUGAACAGGAGUAUUUUGAUUUAAACCAUUUCUCUGGGGUGAUAUCCCUCAAGCGCUCUCUCUUGAAUCUCACCAUAGGUCGACCCACAAGCUAUUCCCUGAAAAUCACAGCCUUGGAUGGCAAGCACUAUGCCUCGCCCACAACACUGAAUGUCACUGUCGUGAAGGACGCUCGUUCUCAGGUCCCUGUGAAGUGUGAUAAAACAGGGGUGUUAACCCAUUUCACAAAGACCAUUCUCCACUCUGUUGGGCUUCAGGACCAGGAGCCCAGUGAAGAUGAAUUGACUUCCCUCAGUAGCUAUCAGAUCAAUCACCACACACCCCAGUUUGAGGGCCAUUUUCCCCAGUCUAUUGAUGUUCUGGAACAGAUUCCCAUCAACACCCCCUUGGCCCGCCUGGCAGCCACGGACCCUGACACUGGCUUUCAUGGCAAACUGGUCUAUGUGAUUUCAGAUGGCAAUGAGGAGGGUUGCUUUGACAUUGAGUUGGAGACGGGGCUGCUCACGGUAGCAGCGGCCUUGGACUAUGAAACGACCAAUUUCUACGUCCUCAAUGUGACAGUAUAUGACCUGGGCACUCCUCAGAAAUCCUCUUGGAAGCUGCUGACAGUGAGUGUGAAAGACUGGAAUGACAAUGCACCCAGGUUUCCUGCAGGUGGGUACCAGCUCACCAUCUCAGAGGACACAGAUGUUGGAACCACAAUCGCAAAGCUGCAAACGAAAGAUGCGGACUCGGAGGACAAUGGGAGGGUCCGCUACACCCUGCUGAGCCCCACGGAGAAGUUCUCCCUCCACCCCCUUACUGGGGAGUUGGUUGUCACAGGACACUUGGACCGGGAAUUGGAGCCUCAGUAUAUACUGAAGGUUGAGGCUAGGGAUCAACCCAGGAAGGGUCACCAGCUCUUCUCUGUCACAGACUUGAUGAUCACGUUGGAAGAUGUCAAUGAUAAUUCUCCCCGGUGCAUCACAGGACACAGCAGCCUGAAGGUCCCUGAGGACCUGCCCCCAGGAACUAUCUUGACAUUUCUGGAUGCCUCUGAUCCUGACCUGGGCCCUGCGGGUGAAGUGAGAUAUGUCCUGGUAGAUGACGUCCAUGGAACCUUCCAGGUGGACCCGAUGACUGGGGCACUGAGUCUGGAGAAAGAGCUGGACUUCGAGAGGCGGACUGGAUAUAACCUGAGCCUGUGGGCCAGUGACAGUGGGUGGCCCCUCACCCGCAGGACCCUCUGCCACGUGGAGGUGUUGGUCCUGGAUGUCAACGAGAACCUCCACCGUCCCCGUUUUGCCUCCUUUGUACACCAGGGCCAGGUGCGGGAGAACAGUCCCCUGGGAACUCCAGUGCUGCUGGUCACUGCCCAGGAUGAUGAUGGUGGCUUGGACGGGGAGCUCCGGUACUCCCUGCGGGCUGGCACUGGUCUUGAAGCCUUCAGUAUCAAUCAAGACACAGGAUUAAUUGAGACUCUGGCGCCUUUAGACCGAGAAUUCGUUCAUGACUACUGGUUAACGGUAAUGGCUGUGGACAAGGGCUCUGUGCCCCUCUCUUCUGUCACUGAAGUCUACAUCGAGGUUACAGAUGUCAACGACAAUGCACCGCGGAUGUCUAGACCCGUGUUCUACCCCUCCAUCCAGGAGGAUGCACCCUUGGGUACCUCUGUGCUUCAGCUGGAUGCCUGGGACCCUGACUCCAGCUCCCAAGGGAAGCUGACCUUCAACAUCACCGGUGGAAACCACAUGGGGUUCUUCGUCAUCCACUCUUCCACAGGUCUGCUAUCCACUGCCCGGCAGCUUGACCGAGAGACCAAGGAUGAGCAUGUCCUGGAGGUCACUGUGCUGGACAAUGGGGAGCCCGCCCUAAAGUCCACCUCCAGGGUGGUGGUGUGCAUCCUGGACGUGAAUGACCACCCGCCUGCGUUCUCCCACAAGCUCUUCAAAGUGCGCCUCCCCGAACGCCUGAGCGCUGUGUCUGCUGGGCCUGUGUACAGGCUGGUGGCUUCAGACCCAGAUGCUGGUCUCAACGGCAGCGUCACGUACAGCAUCGAGGAGAGUGAUGAGGAGGGCUUCCGCAUAGACCCUGCCACGGGCGUCGUGUCGUCCAGCAGCACGUUUGCAGCAGGAGAGUACAACAUCCUCACGAUCAAAGCCACAGACAGCGGGCAGCCAGCGCUCUCCUCCAGCGUCCGGCUGCACAUUGAAUGGAUCCCUCAGCCUCGACCAUCCUCCAUCCCGCUGGCCUUUGAUGAGCCUUACUGCAGCUUUACAGUCAUGGAGACGGACCCCGUGAACCACAUGGUGGGGGUGAUUGGUGUAGAGGGUCGGCCUGGCCUCUUCUGGUUCCACAUCUCAGGUGGGGACAAGGACAUGGACUUUGACAUCGAGAGGACUACAGGCGGCAUCAUCAUCGCCAGACCUCUUGAUAUGAGGAGAAAGUCAAGCUACAACUUGACUGUGGAGGUGACAGAUGGGUUCCACACUAUUACCACCCAGGUCUAUGUCUACAUGAUUGCCAACAUCAACCAUCAUCGACCUCAGUUCUUGGAGGCUCACUAUGAGGUCAGUGUCCCUCAGGACACACUGCCUGGGGUGGAGCUCCUCCGAGUCCAGGCUACAGAUCAGGACAAGGGCAAGGGCCUCAUCUAUACCAUCCAUGGCAGCCAAGACCCUGGGAGUGCAGAUCUCUUCCAGCUGGACCCGAGCAGUGGUGUCCUGGUAACAGUGGGGAAGCUGGACCUGGGCUCAGGGCCUUCCGAGCACACGCUGACGGUCAUGGUCCGAGACCAAGAGAUGCCCAUCAAGAGGAACUUCGUGUGGGUGACUGUUCGUGUGGAAGAUGGAAACCUCCACCCACCCCGCUUCACUCAGGCCCAUUACGAAACAAGUGUUCCCAACACCAUUGCCCCUGGCACAGAGCUGCUGCAGGUCCGAGCUGCGGAUGCUGACCGGGGAGCCAAUGCUGAGGUGCGCUACUCUCUCCUGAAAGGGAACAGUGAAGGUUUCUUCAACAUCGAUGACCUCCUCGGCAUCAUCAGUGUAGCACAGAAACUCGACCGAGUCCAUCACACGAGACACACACUGACCGUGAAGGCAGAAGAUCAAGGCUUCCCACAGAGGCAUGACCUGGCUAUGGUGAUCAUUCAUGUCCACCCCUCAGACAGCAGUGCCCCCAUCUUUUCGAAAGAUGAAUACUUCAUAGAGAUCCCCGAAUCUAUUCCCGUUGGCUCCCCGAUCCUGCUCAUCUCUGCCACAAGUGCGUCUGAUGUUACCUAUGAGCUAAGAGAGGGGAACAAGGAUGGAGUGUUCUUUAUGAACUCGUACUCCGGCCUCAUCUCCACCCAGAAGAACUUAGACCAUGAGAAAAUCUCAUCAUACCAGCUGAAAAUCCGAGGCAGCAACAUGGCCGGUGCCUUCACGGAUGUCAUGGUGCUCAUUUAUAUAAUUGAUGCAAAUGACAAUGCUCCCAUGUUCUUAAAGUCAGCCUUUUUGGGCCACAUUAGUGAAGCAGCCCCAUUGUACAGCAUGAUCCUGGAUGGGGACAACAACCCCUUUGUGAUCCGUGCCUCUGACAGGGACAGGGAGGAGAAUUCCUUGUUGGUCUAUAAAAUUUUGGAGCCUGAAGCUUUAAAGUUUUUCAAAAUUGACCCCAGCAUGGGGACGCUAACCAUUGUCUCAGAGGUGGACUAUGAGACCACGCCCUCUUUCCAGUUCAGUGUCUACGUCCAUGACCAAGGGAACCCCAUCUUAUUUGCACCCAGGCCUGCCAAGGUCAUUGUCCAUGUCCGGGAUGUGAAUGACUCUCCUCCCAGGUUCUCAGAUCAGAUCUAUGAAGUAGCCAUUGUGGGGCAUGUCCACCCAGGCAUGGAGCUCCUGGUGGUUCGGGCCCAUGACGAGGAUUCGGAAGUCACCUACAGCAUCAAGAUGGGCAAUGCUGACGAUGCUGUCGCCAUCCACCCCUCCACCGGCCGCAUAUCUGUGCUGAAUCCUGCCAUCCUGGGACCCUCUCGGAAGCUCACCGUCAGAGCUUCUGAUGGCCUAUAUCAAGACACCGCGCUGGUCAAAAUUUCUCUGACCCAAGUCCUCGAUGAAAGCUUACAGUUUGAUCAAGAGGUCUACCAGGCAAGGGUGAGGGAGAACGUGCAUCAUAGCGAGACACUGGCAAUCCUUGGUGUCCAGGGCAACCGUCUGAAUGACACCCUGUCCUACUUCCUCCUCAACGGCACUGACUUCUUCCACAUGGUCAGGUCAGCAGGUGUGCUGCAAACCACAGGAGUGGCACUUGACCGGGAGCAGCAGCCUGUUCACGAGGUGGCAGUGGAAGUGAGGGACAACCGGGUCCCUCAGCGGGUGGCCCAGGCUCUGGUGAGGGUCUCUGUGGAGGAUGUCAAUGACAGCCCUCCGGAGUUUAAGCAUUUGCCAUAUCACACGGUCAUUCAAGAUGGCACUGAGCCGGGGGACGUCCUCUUUCAGGUGUCCGCCACUGACAAGGACUUGGGGACCAAUGGGACAGUCACAUAUGCCUUUGCAGAAGAUUAUGCCUAUUUCCGAAUUGACCCCUAUGUUGGAGAUAUAACACUCAAGAAACCCUUUGAUUAUCAAGCUUUAAAUAAGUAUCGCCUUAAAGUCAUUGCUAAGGAUGGAGGGACCCCAACCCUCCAGACUGAGGAAGAGGUGCUUGUCACCGUCAGAAAUAAGUCCAACCCAUUGUUUCAGAGUCCUUACUACAAAGUCAGAGUACCUGAAAAUAUCACACUCUACACCCCGAUUCUCCACACUCAGGCCCGCAGUCCCGAGGGACUGAGGCUCAUCUACAACAUUGUGGAGGAAGAACCUUUGAUGCUGUUCACCACGGACUUUAAGACUGGCGUCCUCACAGUGACAGGCCCGUUGGACUAUGAGUCCAAGAGCAAACAUGUGUUCACGGUGAGGGCCACAGACACGGCUCUGGGGUCGUCUUCUGAAGCCACCGUGGAAGUCGUGGUGGUGGACAUUAACGAUAACCCCCCUACGUUUUCUCAGUUGGUAUACACCACAACGGUCCCAGAGGGCUUGCCUGCUCGGACCCCUGUGAUCCAACUGUUGGCUUCAGACCAAGACUCAGGGCAGAACUGUGACGUCUCCUAUCAGAUUGUGGAGGAUGGCUCAAACAUUUCCAAAUUCUUCCAGAUCAAUGGGAGCACAGGGGAGAUGUUCACAGUCCAAGAGCUGGAUUACGAAGCCCAACAACACUUCCAUGUGAAGGUCAGGGCCAUGGAUAGAGGAGAUCCCCCACUGACUGGUGAGACCCUUGUGGUUGUUAACGUUUCGGACAUUAAUGAUAAUCCCCCAGAGUUCAGAGAACCUCAGUAUGAAGCCAAGGUCAGUGAGCUAGCAACCUGUGGACACCUGGUGCUUAAAGUCCAAGCUCUUGACCCCGACGUUGGCGAUACGUCUCGCCUGGAAUACCUGAUUCUUUCUGGCAACCAGGACCGGCAUUUCUCCAUCAACAGCUCAUCGGGAAUCAUUUCUAUGUUCAAUCUUUGCAAAAAGCAGCUAGACUCUUCGUACAACCUAAGGGUAGGGGCAUCUGAUGGGGUCUUCCGCACCACUGUGCCUGUGUAUAUCAACACUACAAAUGCCAACAAGUAUAGCCCUGAGUUCCAGCAGCACAUUUACGAGGCUGAAUUGGCAGAGAACGCGAAGGCAGGGACAAAGGUGAUCGAGUUGCUAGCCAUAGACAAGGACAGUGGUCCCUACGGCACGGUGGAUUAUACCAUCAUCAACAAGCUGGCAGGUGAAAAGUUCUCCAUAAACCCCAGGGGUCAGAUCACCACUCUUCAGAAACUGGAUCGGGAAAAUUCAACAGAAAGAGUCAUUGCUAUUAAGGUCAUGGCAAGGGAUGGAGGGGGGAAAGUCGCCUUCUGCACCGUGAAGAUCAUCCUCACAGAUGAAAACGACAAUGCCCCGCAGUUCAAAGCGUCUGGGUACACCGUGUCCAUCCCGUCGAAUGUCAGCAAAGACUCCCCUGUCAUCCAGGUGCUGGCUUACGAUGCGGACGAAGGUCAGAAUGCAGAUGUCACCUAUUCAGUGGACUCAUCAGAGGACCUGGCUGAAGAGAUCAUUGAGGUCAACCCGACCACUGGAGUGGUCAAGGUAAAGGAGAGCCUGGUGGGACUGGAAAACAGGGCAGUUGCCUUCAACAUUAAAGCCCAGGACGGGGGUCCUCCUCACUGGGACUCUCUGGUGCCUGUACGACUGCAGGUGGUUCCUAAUGAGGUACCCUUGCCCAAGUUUUCUGAGCCUCUGUACACCUUCUCUGUAUCCGAAGACCUUCCAGAAGGGUCUGAAAUUGGCUCUGUGAAGGCAGUGGCAGCCCAAGACCCAGUCAUCUAUAGUCUGGUUGAGGGCACCACACCAGAGAGCAACAGGGACGGUGUCUUCUCCUUGGAUCAAGACACAGGGGUCCUGAAGGUAAGAAAGACCAUGGACCACGAGUCCACCAAAUGGUACCAGAUUGACCUGAUGGCUCACUGCCCCCAUGAAGACACUGACUUGGUGUCCUUGGUGUCUGUCAACAUCCAAGUGGAAGACAUCAAUGACAACAGGCCUGUAUUUGAGGCUGACCCAUAUAAGGCUUUCCUCACUGAGAACAUGCCAGGGGGGACCACAGUCAUCCAGGUGACUGCCAAUGACCAGGACACAGGGAGUGAUGGGCAGGUGAGUUACAGGCUGUCCAUGGAACCCGGUAGCAAUAUCCAGGAGCUCUUUGCGAUCGACAGUGAGAGUGGCUGGAUCACCACGCUCCAGGAACUUGACUGUGAGACCCACCAGACCUAUCGUUUCUAUGUGGUGGCCUAUGACCAUGGACAAACCAUACAGCUAUCUUCUCAGGCCUUGGUUGAGGUCUCCAUCACCGAUGAGAAUGAUAAUGCCCCUCGAUUUGCUUCAGAAGACUACAGAGGCUCUGUGGUGGAGAAUGGUGAGCCUGGGGAACUGGUGGCCACCCUGAAGACCCUGGAUGCUGACGUUGCUGAGCAGAAUAGGCAGGUCACCUGCUACAUCACAGAGGGAGACCCCCUGGGCCAGUUUGGCAUCGAGCAAGUUGGGGACGAAUGGAGGAUCUCCUCAAAGAAAACCUUGGACCGUGAGCACACGGCUAAGUACUUACUCAGAAUCACAGCGUCUGACGGCAAGUUCCAAGCUUCGGUCCCUGUGGAGGUCUUUGUCCUGGACAUCAAUGACAACAGCCCACAGUGCUUGCAGCUGCUCUACACUGGCAAGGUCCGUGAAGAUGUCCCCCUGGGACAUGCCAUCUUGAAAGUUUCUGCCACCGACAUGGACGCAGACACCAACGCUCAGAUCACCUAUUCUCUGCAUGGUCCUGGAGCUCAGGACUUCAAGCUGGAUCCCCAUACAGGGGAGCUGACCACCCUCACAGCUCUGGACCGCGAGAGGAAGGAUAUGUACAGUCUUGUUGCCAAAGCCACAGAUGGAGGGGGCCGGUCAUGCCAGGCAGAUGUGGCCCUCCACGUGGAAGAUGUGAAUGACAACGCCCCGAGGUUCUUCCCCAGCCACUGCGCAGUGGCUGUCUUUGACAACACCACAGUGAAGACGCCCGUGGCUGUGGUCUUUGCCCGGGACCCUGACCAGGGAGCCAACGCCCAAGUGGUCUACUCCCUGACCGAUUCUGUGGAUGGCCAGUUCUCCAUCGAUACCACGUCGGGGGUGAUUCGGCUGGAAAAGCCCCUGCAGGCCAGGCCCCAGGCCGCCCUGGAGCUCACAGUCCGUGCCUCUGACCUGGGCACCCCCAUGCCCCUGUCCACCCUGAGCACAGUCACCGUCUCAGUGGUGGGCCUGGAGGACUACUUGCCGGUCUUCCUGGACACGGAACACACAGUGCAAGUGCGGGAGGACGCCCCGCCGGGCGCCGAGGUGCUGCGCCUGGCCGCCCUGACCCGCCCCGGGGCCGAGAAGACCGGCUACCGCGUCGCAGGCGGGAAUGAGCGGGGCAAGUUUCGCCUGGAUGCACUCACAGGAAUCCUCUAUGUCAACGGGAGCCUGGACUUUGAGACAAGUCCCAAGUACUUCCUGUCCAUUGAAUGCAGUCGGAAGGGGUCCUCCACCCUCAGUGACAUGACCACCAUUGUGGUCAAUGUCACCGACGUCAAUGAACACCGCCCCAGAUUCUCCCAGGAUCUGUACCACGUGAGGGUCUUAGAGAACACCAUUGUGGGUGACGUCAUCUUAACAGUGUCAGCAAAUGACGAGGACGGACCCCUAAACAGUGCCAUCACCUACAGCCUGGUAGGAGGGAACCAGCUUGGACACUUCACCAUCCACCCCGAGAAGGGGGAACUGCAGGUGGCUGUAGCCCUGGACUGGGAACAGACACCCAGCUAUUCCCUGAGGCUUCGAGCCACCGACAGCGGGCAGCCCCCGCUGUAUGAGGACGCAGAAGUGGACGUCCAAGUGAUUGAUGUUAAUGACAACCCACCCAGGUUCUUCCAGCUCAACUACAGCACCACUGUCCAGGAGAAUUCUCCUGCUGGCAUCAAAGUUCUGCAGCUGAUCCUGAGUGACCCUGACUCCCCCGAGAACGGCCCCCCAUACUCCUUCCGGAUUACCAAGGGGAAUACUGGCUCUACAUUUCGGGUGACUCCAGAUGGAUGGCUGGUGACAGCUGCAGGCCUGAGUAGGAGGGUCCAGGAGUGGUACCAGUUGCAGAUCGAGGUGUCAGACAGCGGCCUCCCUCCCCUGUCGUCUUCCACAUCGGUCAGAGUCCACGUCACAGAGCAGAGCCACUACCCGCCCUCGGCGCUGCCCCUGGAGAUCUUCAUCGCUGUUGGGGAGGAGGAGUUCCAGGGGGGCAUGGUGGGUAAAAUCCACGCCACAGACCGAGACCCACAGGACACGCUGACCUACAGCCUGGAGGGGGAGGGCAGCCUGGGCAGGCACUUCUCAGUGGGCACGCUGGAUGGCAAGAUUAUUGCUGCCCAGGGACUGCCUCGUGGUCGCUACUCAUUCAACGUCACAGUCAGCGAUGGUACCUUCACUGCCACCACUGGGGUCCACGUCCACGUGUGGCAUGCGGGCCAGGAGGCUCUGCAGCAAGCCGUGUGGCUGGGCUUACACCAGGUCACCCCUGAGGAGCUGGUGAGUGACCACUGGCGCAACCUUCAGAGGUUCCUCAGCAACACGCUGGACAUCAGGCGGGCCAACAUCCACUUGGCCAGCCUCCAGCCUGCAGAGGCCACAGCUGGUGUGGACGUGCUUCUGGUCAUUGAGGGGCAUUCUGGAACCAUCUACAACCAACAGGAGCUGACCUCCAACAUCGCUCGCUCAGCCAAGGAGAUGGAACACUCGGUGGGGAUUCAGAUGAGGUCAGCUCUCCCCGUGGUGCCCUGCCAGGGGCCAAGCUGCCAGGGUCAAACCUGCCAAGAGACAGUGUACCUGGAGCCCAAGGUCGGAGCCACAUACAGCACAGCCAGGCUCAGCAUCCUGACACCCCGGCACCGCCUGGGAAAGAACUGCUCCUGCAACGGGACCGCUGUGAGGUUUGGUGGUCAGAGCUAUGUGCGCUACACGUCCCCAGAGGCUCGGAGCUGGCAGGUCCAUUUCUACCUGAAAACACUGCAGUCACAGGCGCUUCUCCUGUUCGCCAAUGAAACGGCAUCGGUUGCACUGAAGCUAGCCAGUGGUGUGCCUCAGCUGGAGUACCGCUGUGCAGAUGGUUUCUAUGGAAACCUUUCCUCCCGGCAGCCCGUGAAUGACCGAGAGUGGCACUCCAUCCUGCUGGAGGAGACGGAGACUUUCAUCCGCCUGUGGGUCGACGGCACAGGCAGCUCCUCCCUCGUCGUCCCCGAACACUGCCGCCACCCACCGAGUCCUGAGAGACGCCUCUUGCUGGGCGGCCUCGUCCCAUCCCGCCCUGCCUCAAAUGUCUCCCUGGGCUUCGAAGGCUGCCUGGACGCUGUUGUGGUCAACGGAGAGAAGCUGGAGCUGCUGGGCCAACAGGGGAAGAAGGCAGUGGGCUUGCUGGAGAGACAGGCCCUUGGUCAGUGCUGCUGGCCCAGCGCCGGCUGUAGCCGUAACCCGUGUCUCAAUGGCGGGAGUUGUUCACAGGUCCCCGGGGCAGGCUACGUGUGCAGGUGUCCCCCGCUGUUCUCCGGGAGGCACUGUGAACAACAAGGAAGGGCGAACUGUACUUCGCUACCCUGCCUGGAUGGUGGGGCUUGCACUUCCUCCCCUGACGGAGCUUCCUGUAACUGCCCUCACCCUUACACAGGUGACAGGUGUGAAAUGGAGGCAAGAGGUUGCUCUGAAGGACACUGCCUCAUCACCCCCGAGAUCACCAGGGGGGACUGGGGUCAGCAGGAGUUACUGAUCAUUGCGGUGGCCACACUGCUGGUCACUGUGGCCACCGUGGGGCUCCUCUUCUACUGCCGCCGCUGCGAGUCUCACAAGCCGGUGGCCAUGGAGGACCCAGACCUCCUGGCCAGGAGUGUGGGGGUGGACACCCAAGCCAUGCCCCCCAUCGAGCUCGAUCCCCUGAGUGCCAGCUCCUGCAACAACCUGAACCAGUCAGAGCCCAGCAAGACCUCAGUGCCCAAUGACCUCGUCACCUUUGGACCCAGCUCCAAGCAGCGGCCGAUGGUGUGCAGCGUGCCUCCCAGGCUGCCCCCAGUGGCAGUCUCCUCCCAUGCCGACCACGAGUCAGUCAUCAAGAGAACGUGGUCAGGCGAGGAUCUGGUGUACCCAGGCAGAGCUGCCGUCUGGCCCCCGACUUACUCCAGGAAGGAGCACUGGGAAUACCUGCCCCCCACUGAAGUGACCCAGGGGCCUCUGCAGAGCUCCCCUCGCCGCCACGCAGGCACUGCCGCGAUGCCAGACCCCACCGGCCUCUACGGGGGCUUCCCCUUCCCCCUGGAGCUGGAGAACAAGCGGGCCCCCCUCCCGCCCCGUUACAGCAACCAGAACCUGGAAGACCUGAUGCCCCCCCGGCCCCCCAGCCCCGGGGAGCGCCUGCUGGCCCCCUGUCUCAACGAAUACACGGCCAUCAGCUACUACCACUCGCAGUUCCGCCAGGGCGGGGGCGGGCCCUGCCUGGCCGAGGGGGGCUACAAGGGGGUGAGCAUGCGCCUCAGCCGGGCUGGACCCUCCUAUGCUGACUGCGAGGGGGACAGUGGGCCUGCUGGAGGCCGGGGCCAGCCACGGGCGCCCCCUAACUAUGAAGGCUCGGACAUGGUGGAGAGUGACUACGGGAGCUGUGAGGAAGUCAUGUUCUAGCUUCCUGCUCCAGGGGCGCUGUCUUCCAGGCUCGCCGGGGAGACUUGAGUGUGGCUGCGAGGAGGGAAGUCCCCGUCCCCAGGCCAGGUGGCUGUCCCUUCAAAUGUGCUCUUCCAGUCCCCCGAUGGACCCUGAGGGUGGAGGGAAGCUGAGGGUCGAGCUGCAAAGACAGUAUUAGGGUCCCGGGACAGAGGGGAUGCCCAGGGAGGUUAGCCGGGAAACCAGGCAGGCGGUUUCCGGUAUCUAGCACCAGGAAGGCAGGCCCCCCAACCGCUGGCUCAGCCUAGCCGGGCCACGUUCUUACAGCCGCCCACAGCUCUGUUUUGGGGGAGCACUUAGGCUCAUGCCUAGCAGACGGACCACAACACUGCUACAUAGGUGUGGCCCGGGGGCUUCCGACCCUGGAGGGCCAUGGGAGGCUGAGAGGUGACAGAUACAAAACCACCUGAGUAUUCUAGCAGCCCAGCUGCACAGGAAUUUGUUCCACCUCUAAAAAAGAAUGAAAACUCACAUGACUUUUUACCAGGCCAGGGCCAGGGCCUGCCAGGAUCCUGUGCGGCUUUUGCACCUUUUGUACUGAACACUGUGUUUUUCAUUCUGAAUUUCCCAGGUGCUUUUAGCCAAAAGCAGGAAAUAAAAAAGAUCCAUUUUAAAAUUCUUAGGCACUUUUCAACCUUUCUGGGUGUGUUUUCCCAAAAGGACUUUUCUUCUCUAGACACAAGGAACUCAGACUUUCCAUUCAGGCCCAGGUGGAGGCAGAGAGGUGACCAGCGGAAGGUCCAAGCCAGAUAGCUUCCUGGCCCUUCAUCGCAGAUACCCACCAAUCAAGUGUUACCCACACUGACUCAGCCCUGUGCACGGAGGGUCAACAUGGGCAUGCAUCUACACACGUGGGCGCCCCAUGAACAAUGCAUGCAUACACACGUGUAGAGCAGAUGUCGCUGGGAGUGGCAGCGACUGGAGGUCAGUGAGGCCUGUGGUGGCCUCACUACUCUGGCCCCUGCCAAUCCCUCUAUGGUCCCCUGUCUUUUCUCAAGAGGAGAUGCAACUUCAACCCUCACCCACCGGGCAGCUCUUGGCAGCCAUGUGGGUGAGGGUACAUUCGUGUGAGUGUUUUACAGCUGCGACUGUGGGCG
Jaculus jaculus (lesser Egyptian jerboa) is the source of this 14326-nucleotide messenger RNA. It is a transcript of the gene Fat2, whose product is annotated as FAT atypical cadherin 2. Gene Ontology annotation, molecular function: calcium ion binding. Lineage: Eukaryota; Metazoa; Chordata; Mammalia; Rodentia; Dipodidae. Gene Ontology annotation, cellular component: cell-cell junction; plasma membrane. The record is from RefSeq and is a predicted model, not a curated record. The coding region runs from base 123 to 13190 and encodes 4355 amino acids. The transcript is spliced from 24 exons. Gene Ontology annotation, biological process: homophilic cell-cell adhesion.